AUGUCAAGAGUUAAAAAACCUUCAGAAAAUUUAUCAAUUGAAACUCAAAGCCAAAAUAUCCUCAACAAAGUCCACCAUAGGCACUCUCUAUCUAAUCCUAAUUCACGAAGUCCCUUAUCAAAUAGCCAACAGCAAUCGAAAAUAAAAUUUUCAAAUAUCCUAACAAGCAAGCAUCAAUUUCUUAAUAGAGAGUCUUCUCCCUACGCCCAAAGCCAAUCUAUUACCAAAACCUACUCAAUCUCCAACAUUCACAAAAAAAAAGAAAAAACCCGAAUUAAGAUGAAAUCAGCGUCAACUUUGAGUUCAAAUAAUUCUUCAGCACAAUUAGGUAAACCUACUUUGAAGCCGAUUCGUAAUGAGAAUCCAUUAGAAACGACAUUCCCAAACUUCAGCUUUUAUGAUGAUUGGAAAGAAAAAAAUAGAGGAAAGCAUGCGUCAGCUGAUAUGAGUCUCAAUGUUACGAAUUGUAUUAAUUUGGUGGAUCAAAGUAAAGAUCAGGACUCUAAAGAUCCGCUGAGAGAGUAUGCAAGGCAGAAUGAAGAAGCUCAGGGGCUAGAAUUCAAGCUUACUAAACUUCUAACUCAUCAAUGAUUAAUAAUAUGCAAAUUAUUAAAAAAUAAAGGAAUUAUAUAAAAUUAUUUUAGCUACCAAUAAAUCUUUUCGGUACUCUAAUAUUAUUGAUUAAUGAUGAACUAACUAAUGAUAAAUUACUGCCAUAAGAUUUAAUGUCUGGCCAUUUCAUAAAAUUUUUAAGUUCUUUUUAUUAUUGUUUAUAUAACUCUAGCUUUCCACUCGUGAGCGAACAAAAAACUUUUGUUCCCUAGCAGGGGUUAAUUUUUUUUUAAAAAUUUAUAUAAUAAUUUUGUUUUUCAAAAUUUAAAAAAAUCUUAAAUUAAAGCAAAUAUUAAUUUAAUAUGUAAAAUUUAUGUUUUAAAAUGCAAGCUGUUAAAAUUAAUAAAAUUAGCUAGAGAUUUCACUAUAAUAAUUAUCACUUAUAUACCAACAUUUUUCAUAAAAAUUUUUUGUUCUUUCAAGGAGGGUGGGCUUUACCAAACAAAUAGAGAUUUUUCUAAUGGUUUUGCUCUCUCACGGAGGGGGGCAUAAGCAAUCUCUCUACAGCCAUCUAUUAUUAAUGAUUAAAUUAGAUUCUAACGGGUCUCUAGGGAUUAUUUCAGCCUAUCAACUUCCCAGGCCGACUUCAUGCUCAGGUAGCCCUAAGACCUGCGCCACAGCACGCCCUUUUCCUAUCGGAUCUCUCGAGGAGACUCACCCUAAAAUGCCUGGGUCUAACACUGCGAAAAAGACUCUCUUAGCCUGGUAGUACUCAGGACAUGAGGGAAAUGACGCUGCUAUUCUGCCUUAUCCAAGCAAAAAUUGCUACCCAGAAGCAUGAGCUGAGUUUGCGUCUUCGAUCUUUCAUCUUGACUUAGGAUAAAAAGCCUGUCUGUAGUCCUAGCCAGACAAAAACCUGGCCCUGGACUUCUUAAAAGGAUGGAAUCAAUUUUAUCUGGGGCUUUACCAACCUACUUCCUCUUGCCAAUUUUUAAAAAAGUAUUAUUAAUGAGGAAUAAGAGAAAAAUCAGCAAAAACCGCAUCUCCAAAAAUGCAAAAAGAAGUUUUUGAUGUAUAUAGCAAAAUUUUCGAAGAAACAAUCUCCAAAGACAAGCUGUUUGGUCCUUUGCUGUUAAAAAUUCAGCAUGCUUAUGAAGAUUGAAUAGAAUCCGCAAGCAAUGACUUUAAAGAAGCCUCAAACAAUCUUAAGUUUGAACUCUCCGAAUUAAGCAAAAAAUGUCAGCAGCAAAGUGAAGAUAAAAAAACAAUGGACCGAAAAAUCGAAAAAUUAUCAAAAGAAAACUAUGAAUUAAGCAAAACUCUAGAAGAACAAGAAGCCAGAUACACAGAUUUACAAGACAAGUUUUUUAAAAUUGCUAAUAUAAAGCUAGAUCAAGUGCCUCAAGAUGACAGUACGUGAAAAUAUUUAAUUGCCGAAAACCAGAACUAUGCAAGUGUUUGUGAAAAAAUGAGAAAUGAGCUGAAAUCUUUUGCAUAUAAAGAAAAAAAACUGCUGAAGCUUAUUUUAGCUAUGAAGAAAAGAGGCUACCCAGUAGAAGAAAUAUAUGAACAAGAAGUCCGAGGACACUCUAAGAAGAAAAAAGAUUAUGAAUACAAUGAGUCUGAUGAGUGCCCUGAUGACACAGAAAAUGAGCAACUUGUAUCAGGAAGGCCAAAAGAUGUAGAAAAGCCUGGCAUGAUUCCAAGCUUGAAUUUGAAAGAAAUAAAGCAAGAAACACCUUAUUCAUCUUCUUCAUCGUCUAGUUAUUACUCAGACAGUGAGUCACGAUUUAUGAAGACUCAAUAG
Messenger RNA from Blepharisma stoltei, 2359 nucleotides. NCBI's taxonomy places the organism in Eukaryota, Ciliophora, Heterotrichea, Heterotrichida, Blepharismidae. The record is from the annotation of a GenBank genome assembly.